AACUCUACUUCACUCCCUUCCUCAACUCAAUAUCACUACACAAUGGCACUUCUUAGACUCUUCUUCCUCUCUCUUCUCACUAUAGUCAUGACCCUGGGUUCAGAUAUCCCUCCUUUGUCCCUCAAGCCCUCAUCUUUGGUGGAAGGCCCUCUCUUGAAGUUGGCAUACCACAAGGGACCCCUCCUCACUGGGGACAUAAACCUCUAUCUCUUGUGGUAUGGCCAGUUCCCACUCUCUCAAAAAUCCAUCAUCUUGGACUUCUUAGCCUCUCUUUCUUGCGAAACCCCGAAUCCUCGGACUAACGCUUCGGUGCACUCGUGGUGGGCCACGCUAAGUUCCUACGAAGACUCUUUGGGCCACGGAAUUCGCGGUUGCUUAACUGUUGUGAAGCAAGCGUACGAUGAGGCAUACACGCUGGGGAAGACGGUGAGGAGGAUCGACCUAAAGGCCAUUGUUCUAGGAGCAAUUGCUAAGGGUACCUUCCCCUUAGACCCCAACAAAGGUAUAUACAUAGUGUUAAGCUCUAGAGACAUCGGUGUGGAGAGAUUUUGCCUGAGUUCGUGUGGAUUUCACGAGCCUUUGACGAGAACUAAGAGAGCGGAGGAGGCGAUCGUAAUGGGAUGGGUCGGGGAUUCGAGUACCCAAUGUCCAGGCGAGUGUGCAUGGCCUCUAGCUAAGGCACAGUAUGGACCACACAUGGAGCCCCUUAAAGCACCCAAUGGUGACAUAGGGGGAGAUGGGAUGGUUAUGAACUUGGGUGUUAUUUUGGCUGGAGCAUUAAGCAACCCCUAUGGCUCAGGAUACUUUCAAGGCAAUGCAUUGGCUCCAUUAGAGGCUGGGAGUGCUUGUGCUGGUGUCUUUGGAUUGGGGGCUUACCCUGGUUAUCCUGGUGUGCUUCUUAAGCAUCCCAAGACUGGAGCUAGUUUCAAUGCUUAUGGUGUUAGGAAUAGGACUUUCAUAUUGCCCGCCCUAUGGGACCCCAAAACCCUUUCAUGCAAAACCCCUUUAGCCUAGUAGUCUUUUAUUGUAGGCAUGGAUGGGAAGAAUAGUGCAUAAAUAGAUAGAUGAUGAAAGGUGGUUUGCUUUAAUGUUUCUUCUUUGUAAUGAGAUGGAAAAUGCAUAAAACCAUGAGUUAUCCUACAAGUAUUAGUUACAUAAUAAAUGCUAAUUUGUGGUCUAUUAUUAUUAUGUAUUGUAAAAAUGACCAAAAUAUUAUUCCCAAUCUUUUUAA
This is a messenger RNA of Amborella trichopoda, 1231 nucleotides long. Its product is annotated as protein EXORDIUM-like 2. Lineage: Eukaryota; Viridiplantae; Streptophyta; Magnoliopsida; Amborellales; Amborellaceae. The record is from RefSeq and is a predicted model, not a curated record.